Saccoglossus kowalevskii is the source of this 1287-nucleotide messenger RNA. Its product is annotated as sodium-dependent glucose transporter 1A-like. NCBI's taxonomy places the organism in Eukaryota, Metazoa, Hemichordata, Enteropneusta, Harrimaniidae. Gene Ontology annotation, molecular function: D-glucose transmembrane transporter activity. The record is from RefSeq and is a predicted model, not a curated record.
GAGGCAAUGUGGUUUGUGUAAACCUAUGGGGGAAAGAGUCUGGUCCAUGGAUGCAGGCAUUGCAUUUUUUCUUUGCCUUUGGGUCUACUGUGGCUCCUCUUAUAGCAGCCCCAUUUCUCACCGCUUCAUCGGAAGCUGGAAUGCUGCUCAAUGGAACAGUGACACCAGCACCAACAACCAUACCAACAACAUCAUUAGUGUUAAUUGCUAGUAACACAUCUGAAGUAGUUUACGUACAACAGAGUACUGGUGUUAUGUAUGGAAGUAACCACCAGUCUAAAAGAGACACAGACAUGGCUAAAUUCAGCAUGUUGUUGGAUGAAAUGAUUGAGCGCAUUGAACGAAGCAUUACCGAUGACAUUCCACAUGGAAAACCAAGUAUGUUAACCACUACUAACAGCACAGGUGGUAGUGUGGUUUACCUAAAGCAGUCAACAGAGUUUCCAGAAGAAGCAAUGUCUGAAGAACAUGCUGAAGAUGGAGAAAUCCAAUUCACUGAUGUGUAUGAUGGCUGGAAUGACACACACGCUGGCAAUGAGGAUGACAUCGCCAUAAACAGAUCCACCCUCAUUGUUCCCUAUACUAUUGUAGCAAUAUUUAAUUUGCUAGCAUCUUUGCCUUUUUUCUUCUUUUAUUGCAUAGGAUCCCAACCAUGCUUGCUCAAGAAAGAAGCCAAUAAUGAGGCAACUGCUGAUCAUGUGGAAAAUGAGAACGAAACUAUUGUAUUUCGGGUCACAUUGUUAUUUCUUUUGUUUCUAUUCACAUUUGUUUACGUGGGGCAUGAAAGUGCAUAUGGCGGAUUUGUUUAUACGUUUGCCAUGAAAUCUGACCUUGAUUUCAAUGCUCAGUUUGCCAGCUAUCUGAAUUCAGCAUUUUGGGGAAGUUUUGCUCUUUCACGUGCAAUGGCAAUUGGGGUAGCUAUGUUUAUGACACCAAGGGCAAUGUUGAUAGCGGAUUUAUGUGGCCUUUGUGUUGCCAGUUCCCUCCUAGCUGCAUUUGGUGAUCAAAAUAUGUACAUCCUGUGGGGUGCUAGUAUUCUUCUUGGUAUAUCAAUGGGGUCUGUGUUCCCUUCAGGGUUGGCUUGGGCUGAACGUUAUAUCGAGCUAACUGGAAAAGCAACAUCUGUAUUUGUCAUUGGAGCUGCAUCUUCAGAGAUGGCGUUUCCUUGGUUGCUAGGCUACCUGAUUAAAACAUUCAGUGUUUCUACCUUAAUGUAUGUUAUCUUAUCCCUGUCACUCAGUACAACUAUUGUUUAUAUAAUUAUGCAAAUAAUAGCUUCUAAGAAAG